UGCACUAGGUGUUUGGUACAAACAGUUGAUGUUUUUACCAAGUUUUCUUACAAUUCUUUAUGGACUUUAUUUUUUGAUGGCACUUCAUCACUUAUUGUGGAUUAUCUUAAAUGGAAAUGUUGUGAACAGAACUGGCCAAUAGUGUUCUUUUCUAAAUUUUAAUCAACAUCUGGCCAGUAUAUCAGUGGUGUUUCUUUUACUGAUCUGCCUGCUUGUCUGUCUGGCUCAGUGUUACUUAUGGGAGGCUAUUAAUGAAUCAGAAGAAGUUCAGAGGUUUGCUGGACUGAGUGGAUUGCCUUACAAAGAAAUGCUCAACAGGUUAAGCCUGUAUCCUCUGUAGUUUAGAAGAGUCAAAGGUGACUUAAUUAAAGCAUAAAAUCCUGAGGAGACUUGAUCAGGGAGAUGUUGCCUCUUGUGGGAGAAUCUACAAUUGGCAACAAUUUUAAAAACAGGGUGUCGUAGAUGUAAGACAGUAAAGUGGAACCAUUUUUUGGAGUGUUGUGUUUUUGGAAUUCCCUUCCCCAGUGUAGUGAAUUACGAAUCUUUAAAUGUUUUUACUCACAAGUAGAUAGAUUCUUGAUAUCGAGGAUAUGCAGGAACAUAGAAUUGAGGUUAAAAUUGGAUCAGCCAUGAUUUUACUGAAUGCCUCAGUUGGCUUAAAGGGCCAAUAGGCCUAUAUUUGUUCCAUAUUCAAACAUUUAUAUAAAAAUUGGCCAUUGCUCAUGGUGAUUAUGGUACUCUUUUAAAUGGUGUCAUGGGAUCUUUACAUCCAAGUUCUUGUUUGACAUUGCAUUGGAAAAGGAGUUGGAUAACUACUUAAAAGGCGAAAAAAAAUCAGUGUGAUGACAAAUGGAGAUGGGAGUAUUGGAUUUAACAAUAUUCUUUUGAGGAGUCACCAGACCUGAAAUGUUAACUCUGUUUUCUCCUUCACAGAUGAUGCCAGACCUGCUGAGUUUUUCCAGCAACUUUGUUUUUGUUCAAGUAGUGGAUAGUUGGAUAUUAUUUACAUUAACAGGCAGUAGUCAUUUGAUAAAGUACUGUUGAUCUAAAGGAGACUGUUAGCUAACAGCAUAGCUUAUGGAAUCUAAAACAAAAAAAAAACUUGAUUUGGUUAGGAUGUUUGCUGAACUGAUAUCGAGGGAGAACUGGAUCUUAAGGAUAAUUUCAAUAUUAUGUGUUGCUGAAAUAUUAAUAUAUAUUCCAGGGCAGCUGCUGCAUUGAAAUAAGACUUGAGCCUUUUCUGCACACAGUUGGUUGCAACGUAAAUUAAAAGAAAAGUGGUCAAGAAGGCAUACGACAUGCUUUCAGUCAUCAGAUGGGGUAUUGAGUACAGAGUUGGCAGGUCAUGUUACAAUUGUAUAGGACUUUGGUUCAACCACAUUUGGAAUGCUGCGUACAGUUCUGGUCGCCACUUUACCAAAAGGAUGUGGAUGCUUUGGAGAGGGUGCAGAGGAGGUUCACCAGGAUGUUGCCUGGUAUGGAGGGUGCUAGCUAUGAAGAGAGGUUGAGUGGAUUAGGAUUGUUCACAUUAGAAAGAUGGAGGUUGAGGGAGGACCUAAUUGAGGUCUACAAAGUCAUGAGGGGUAUAGACAGGGUGGGUAGCAAGAAGCUUUUUCCCCCCAGAGUGGGGGGACUCAGUUACUAGGGGUCAUAAUUGCAAGGUGAGAGGGUAAAAGUUUAAGGGAGAUAUGCGUAGAAAGUUCUUUACGCAUGGGUGCCUUGAACGCCUUGCCAGUGGAGGUGGUCAAGGCAGGCAUGAAAGCGUCAUUUAAGAUGUAUCUAGACAGGUACAUGAAUGAGCAGGGAGCAGAGGGAUACAGAUCCUUGGAAAAUAGGCAACAGGUUUAGAUAGAGGAUCUGGAUCAGUGAGGUGUGGAGAGCCGAAGGGCCUGUUCCUGUGCUGUAAUUUUCUUUGUUCUAAUGGCCUUCUCUGCUGCGUUACACUUAAUAGACAAAUUAAUUGUGUUUUAAGUUGCUUCUUUUUAAAUGAAACUGCCAAAUGUUUGGUUAAGUGGGGAAAUUCAACUUACGUAAUCAUUUUCUUCUCCUUCUGACAUUGUGGACUGUUUGGUGUUUUCCUGUUUAACUGAUUACGUAUCCGGCACAAUGUGGUAUUUUAAUAAGUAGGAAGAGAUCUUAGAUUGGAAUAAUUAACCCAUUGUACUUGGUGUCAAAUAUUGACCAGCUACCUUUUGGAUUGAGUAUUGUUAAGUAUUCUACCUGACACUGCUUUUGCUGGAGAUUUGGAUGAGUAGGAAACAUUUCAUUAAAGAAUUGUCCUGUGGAAACCAUGUAAUGCUGACACUGACCAUUGUGUCAAUCUGAAGAGGUGAUUAUUGCUGAGAUUAUAGAAUCCAAGGAAGAAUCCAUCACAAAGUCGGCCCUGUACAGAGCUUUGGUGUUGAUUGCUCUAGCUCAGCAAGGAAAGCAGCCUUCCCCAAAACUACUGGAGAAUAUCACACAAGAAUAUCCAAAACCUCGGUUGGGUGAGUUAGAGUCGAUCCGGAUGCAGGCUCAUGGGAAUCCGAUCCUCUUGUCAAAGACUCUGCAAGACCUGCUGCAUAUUGAUAUGGUGCAGGUGGAACUAAUUCCAGAGAAGAAGGGUCUGUUUUUAAAACACGUGGAAUAUGAACUUUCCAGCCAGCGAUUCAAGUCGUCUGUUUACCGACGAUACAAUGAUUUUGUGGUGUUUCAUGAAGUGCUCCUCCAGCGGUUCCCAUAUCGAAUGGUACCAGCAUUGCCACCAAAGAGAAUGCUAAGAGCUGACCGUGAAUUUAUUGAGUCUCGGCGACGUGCUCUAAAGCGUUUUAUUAACCUGGUGGCUCGGCACCCAUUCUUCUCUGAAGAUGAGCUUCUGCAUAUCUUCCUGUGCUUCAGUGGUCCAGAUGUUCAGAAUAAGAUUCGCGAAUCAUUGCGAGGAGUGGGUGAUGAGUUUAUGACGUGUGAAAUCGCAGCAACAGCCAAGGAACUACUUCCUCCUGAUAUUCAGGCUCAGUUUGGUGCUAGUCGGGAGCUGAUCCGAAACAUCUACAACAGUUUCCAUAAGCUAAGGGACCGGGCAGAGAGAAUGGCAAACAGAUCUGCUGAGAACGCCACUGAUCUCCUGCUGUUUGGGAAGGAACUGAGUAUCUUGGGCUCUGACACAACACCAGUUCCAUCGUGGGCAUCAGCUGCAAACAACACAUGGGGUACCCUGAAGCAAGCCCUUAAAGGCUUAUCUGUGGAGUUUGCGUUACUUGCUGACAAAGCUGCACAACAGGGUAAACGAGAAGAGGAGGAAGUGGUCGAAAAACUCAACCUGUUUCUGGAUCUGUUGCAAUCCUACAAGGACUUGUGUGAGCGUCAUGAGAAAGGUGUCCUUCAUGAGCACCAACGAGCAUUGCAGAAAUACACCUCCAUGAAACGGCAGAUGAUGAGUGUAACUGUGCAAAACAAAGAGCAAAUUUCUGUGGAGCAACUGGAGUCACGAAUUGUACAGCAAGAGAAUACAAUUCUCACCAUGGAGCUUCGGAACUAUUUUUCGAUGUAUUGCCUGCACCAGGAGACUCAACUCAUCCAUGUUUACUUACACAUCAUCUCCCAUGUGCUGACUGCCUUCAUUGAUUCACAGAUCCAAGGGCAUCGAGAGAUGAGUGAAGUGUGGAAUGAUUUGAAACCGAAGUUGGGAGGUCUUCUGCCCAAUGGAGUGCCAUCACCACCUCUGUCCCCAGGGAAUUUGCAGGCCCCAAGGUCCAUUUUACCCACAGUGAAUUGAGAUGCUUCCUUUAUUUCUAAUUAAUGUUCUUUUUCUUCAUCCUCUGUAAAAGAUUCCAUAUUUUGUUCCCUAUAAAAGGACAUUAUCUGCAAUAUGGUUAAAACUUUUUACUAAAAUAACAGCUCCUCAAAGUUGUAAACAAAGCCAUACCAUGUGUGUUGGUCCAUCUCCUGUGCUUGUGUGGGGAUGCUGGACUGUUGAAAUAAGGGUUUUCACUGUUGAUGAUCUGUGGCAGUGUUGAUUUAUGACCAUCUUUUGAUAUAAUUAGGAGCAUCACUGCAUUGAACUAAUCAGUCAAUUUUUAUUUUGGUUUGACAAAACAGUUUAGAGCAACCCUCUUGAGUUGCCCACAGUGUAUCAGUGGGGACAGGGAACAGUUCUGGUGGAACUUCCCCUCUCCUAAAUGUGAAUAGAAUCCAGACUACCCUGAACUAUUUUUUUGUAACCACCUGGUAACUAUUAUUUGUCUGCAUAUAAACAAUGAUUAUAUUAUUGGAUGUUACUCCUUUCGCUGCUGGGAACAAUUGCAUUAUAUUGUUUGACCUGCUGGAGUGGCAUUGCUGGUUAAUUAUGAAGACUCUUUGAGAUAUGCUGCUUAAUCCUGGAAGGGUGGGAGAGACUUGAUGAAGCAAACAAAGAUUGAGCUAUGAUGAGGUAGAACCAGUCCUAUUGCAUGCUUUUUAGCUGUGUAUUCAAUUCCAUUCCUUGCCCUUCAAACCAAAAAAUAAAGCUGAAGGACCUGAUGAGAGAUGCCAUUUGCUUUGGAUUAACUUGAAGCUGAUGGGAGCCUGGUUUUAAAAUGGUUUAUCUAGAGAUCUUCCACCCAACUGUAGUCUGUGCAGAGUGGAGCAUUCACUUUAGACUCCUGCUGGAUUAGGAUCAAAGAUGUAUUGGAAAUUGUGCUUGAUGUGGACUUUGUGGUUUCAGUACUGGUAUACUCAGUGUUUUGUUUGUAACUCCCUGUUGCAUUAACUCUGACUGCACUUGUCUUAAGGAUUUUAUGAAGGUGCAACAAAAAGAUUAAUCUUGAUUGUAAAGAAGGUUGUGAUGCAUUUGCAGAUAGUUGUACAGUGACAUUCAGCUUAAUUUUUUAACCCCUCCCAACCACAACCCCCCCCCCCCUGCACAAACCUUGAUAUACAAGGAAGUUCUGAACUGCAGAAGGUCAAAUUGUUUGACUGCAGAUUAUAUAUAUCAUUGUAUUCCUUGCCAAAUUGAAUUUGUAGUUGAAACUUUGUAUAUAGAUUUUCACUUCAGUGCUGUGAACUGGAAGCUCAAUUGUUGAACAGUCAGGCUUGAAAUACUUUUGGUCCUUGCUGAGAGUUUUGCACUGAGGCAGAUGGUCUGGCCUCUGAAAACAACAGGAAAUUCCAACAUACUCGGGGAACUGAAAUGCUUUUAAAGUUUUGGGAUGUUUCCUGGAGGAAUUCUUCUCAAAAAACUUUGUUUUCUUAAAAAAAGAAAUAAUUUGGAAGACUUUUGAAAUGGCAUUGCAAGGCAUAUAUGAGAAUGAAAAUUGCUGGAAAUUUCAGCUUAUCAACAUUUUUUUAAAAAAAGGGAAUGCACUAGAUAGCCUUGAGUAUAAACUUUAUUCAAAGGCAGAAAAAAUUCACCUGUGCUGUUAACCAGUUUCCGUAAAUCACUGUAUUGCAGCCACUUGAAAUACAAUAAUUGGGACACUAUAUUAUGUACAAGGUAAUGUUGUCAGAACUGCUAACAAGGUGCUAAUUCGAUGGGGUCACUGAAAUCAUGAGAUUAUUUCAUGCAGGUUAUCAGUGACGUCUAACCACCCCCUGCCCCACCUCUGCACGUGCAGAAAAAUGUCACCUUUUCCUUGCAUGUUGCUGAACAAGACAGAAAGUUGUUGGAAUAAGCAUUAAAGCAAGUCAGAAUGCAUGCAGAACAUUCCUGAAACCUCUCCUCUUACCCUGCCAAUUCAAUUUGCACAGGAAAUAGAAUUAGAAGUAGUCAUAAGGCUCCUUUCAUGCAUUCUUCUAUCUGAAAGGUUUUAACAUGUAAAUGAUCUAGCUGUUGACCAUCGAUGCAAUUACCAGUAUGUUUCUCCAAUGACUUUAAUAAGAAUUGUACAGGCUUUGUAGAAUGAGGUUUGUAGACUAGGUUUAUUUCAUAAUUCUACAGCGUUUACUGCUGAAAAUGACCUGCUCCUCAGUACUAUACUAAUUUAGAGCUAAGUUUAGAGCUCUGUCCAGCUGUCCAUUUUAAAAUGGGUGCUAGCAUAAGAGGUGAAGUAUUUCUGAGAAAUUUUGCUUUUUAUUUUGGAAACAGGGCAAUUCCUUUUAUCUCUUACGUCAUGUGAAAAUAUUAUUAAUAUCUAAAAAUCCCCUCGCUCUACAUUGAGGAAGAGCCAGAUUGUUUAGUAUCAUUGUGGAAAAAAGACAUUACGUUGUGGCUGUUUGUCCGCAAUUUGGCAGCUACAUUAUGCAGCACCUACACGUGCAAGACAAAAAAAUGCCUGUGAAGAGUUUGGGACAUUCUGCAGUAAAGAUCCCCAUAAAUGCAAGUCUUUUUUUUACACAGGAGACCAAAAUAGCCCAAAGAAUGUUUCUUCAUUGCUGAUGGGAAAGAGCCAUUCUGCAAACAUCCUUUUAACAGCUUUCACUGUUCUCCUGUGAUUGUGCCACUGACUGAAAGCUUGGUAUAGAUCUAAGGGAUCUUGACAUGUGAAAUGUUAAACCACAGAAACUUCCCCUAGGAAUUGAUUAAAACUUUUUUACUAGUUUGUUCUCUUGUUUAGAGCUACUUCUUGAUUAUUAAGGAACCCAGAAUGCUGACGUGCCAAAUUAAGUUUAUGUAUUUGCACCCAGCUAUAGCAGGGUGGCUUUGAGAUUGUACAUGGUGAGUGAUCCUUUUGUCACUACAUCAAUAGCUGCUCCGUGAAAGGAGUAAACAUUCUACUUUUGAGGAAACUGACGGGAGGUGCCAGGAAUGUGAUGCUGGGGAAGUAGUCUUGAAUAUAAUCCCUGUGUUAGGGAGAGGCCUGUGUCCCCCCUCCCUCAAGUGUUGACCGAUAUAAUCCUGUAAUCUUGGUAUUGUUUUAUGCCAGCUGUGUCAUAAAUAAUUUUUUAUUCAUGUGGACAGUGGGAGGGCAGGAUUCACAGCUAGUAUUUGAAUUUUGUAUCAAGGCCUGUUUACUGAAGUUUGUUUAUAUAGUGCACUGCAGCACACUGUUCACAGCGAAUAUUUGAAGACUACAGCAAAUUACUUAUGACUGAAACGAACAAUAUCAGGGUGAUUUCUCCAAGUUAAAUAAUGCAAAUUGUGUGCAAAAUUAAUUCACUACUUUCCUUUGUUUCCAUGCAUGAUUUAAUAGGGGAAUUAUAUGGUCAUCACCUGACCUGAGAGUAGUGACUGUAGGAUAGUAUCCACAGUCCCUAUUAAUUUAAGGCUGUACAAUGUUUUUAAGAUUCUGAGCAACAUGGCCUUUCUCCUUCUGAUUAGAUGAUACCUAUUGCCCUUUCAUCUAGAGCCUGGAUUUAUGUCUAUUCUGGUUUGUUGUCAGAACAUUAUUUGAAUAAAAACUUAAGACUGGAAAAGUUGAUAAUACCUGCUGUUUCUCAUUUCUCCAUUUGUUCAGCCACAAAUCCUCUCCCUUCAGUUUCACAUGCUUUGUUCGGUCACAAAUGCUGUACAUUGACCCAUCUCAUUUUAGAUAUCGCAAAACUGGGAGUUUGCAUUUUUACAUCGUUGGAACUGAUGUAAUUUAUUUUGGGCAGAGACCAGCUGGGAGUACCUGAUGUUGUACCUAAGCCCAAAGCACCUUCAGUUUUUGGCUGGUUGGUUAAAGAGUGAAUAUUUUAAUAGCAGGAAAUAACAUGGAAAUCUGAAUUAAUUUAUGCUCUUUAAAGGAUUACCUCAGAUGUAACUAAUCAGAUUGGUUGAAAAUCUGUCAAUUGUAUGACUUAGCUUUGCAAAAGAAGCAAGAUCAAUGUGUUUUCUAAGCAAUGUGCAACUUUAAAUGAUUUUGAAAACUAUCAUGUCGAUUUGUAGGUUGGGAGCUGUAACUGAUUUCAUCCUCAUGUUUUUAAUGUCACUUUUUCUUGAUGCAAAGGAUUUGGGGCUUGGGAAAUUGUUUUGUGGGACAUGUUUACAGGGAAGAGUGUUGAAAUUAAUGUGGGUCUUGCUAAUCUGGAGAGUUAAGUGAUCAUCUACAAUUGUGUAUACUAUCUCAGUUCAAGUCAGUUGGAAGGAGAUUAACAUUUGCACUUUAUUAAAUAAUGUUCAUGUUAAAAUCCUCAGAUUAUAUUCAGAAUAUAAAGCAAAUACAAUGAUUUACAAUAUAUGUUUACUAUAUAUAAAAAUUGUCUGCAAUAAAUUAUAUACUUAUGGAAUGGUGUCUUUAAGCAGUUACUGAUUUGUUUUAAAAAGUAUUUUUUCAAUCUAUUCACUGAGUACAUGAGAACUGAUGUGAUUACAAGUUGAAUAAAACAAUGCUCCCAAUACGUUUAUAGGAUCAAUACAAUUAUAAGAAAAACACUUUAAAUUUAGCAACACAAUAGGUGCUAAAUUUAAUUUUCUUUUUAUGCCUGCAUAAGGAUGAUCUUGGUGAUGAGAGGAUCAACUAGUUCAAAUGAACUGAUUGGCUAGCUCUUUCAAAUGACCAACUAAUACAUUAGAGAGCAAGACACAAAGUUCAUGGAAUAUUAUUUAUUAGACCU
This is a messenger RNA of Stegostoma tigrinum, 8430 nucleotides long. It is a transcript of the gene snx8a, whose product is annotated as sorting nexin 8a. Bases 2507 to 3754 code for a protein of 415 amino acids. NCBI's taxonomy places the organism in Eukaryota, Metazoa, Chordata, Chondrichthyes, Orectolobiformes, Stegostomatidae. Gene Ontology annotation, molecular function: phosphatidylinositol binding. The record is from RefSeq and is a predicted model, not a curated record. Gene Ontology annotation, biological process: retrograde transport, endosome to Golgi. The transcript has 12 exons.